AUGAAUAGCAGCGCAACAACCAACACCAACAACAAACUCAACAUAAGCAAUAACAAUGCGAUCAACGAUAUAAACAACACUAGCUAUCCUUCGUCCGCAAUGCUGAACACAUCGCCCAGACGUGGAACGAAGCGCAAAUCUUCGACAGUUGGUAAUGGGAUGUCUCCAGCGAUGCGGAAACGGCGCAAACUGCAGCACACAUCAAAUUCUAGCGAGUCCCGGUUGGAGCAGGUGCCACAAACCAAGAACACGGUGGCGGUACUCAACGAACUAAAGCGCAACCUGGUGUACAAAGUAGAAUCUCAGACCGGGCCGGUCCAUGCCCCGCUCUUCACAAUAUCGGUAGUGGUUGACGGUCAGAAGUUUGUCGGAACCGGGCCGAGCAAAAAGUUGGCCCGCGUCGCUGCCGCUGCAUCCGCUUUGCGCAGCUUUAUACAGUUCAAAGAUGGCGCCACACUAACACCGAUCGAACCGCUGCAAAACGUGGACUUUACCAGCGAUGAUCCGAUGAUCGAAAAUAACAUCUUUCCGGAUACCGUGUCCGGCAUGCAGGAAAAGCUCGUGUCCGCCGGUGGUAAAUCUGUGCCUGAAAACUCUACGGUCAAUUCAAACAACUCGCUACACAAUAACAACAACAACAGCAACCAUAACAACAAUAGCGGCAAAAGCCCAUACAUCCAUAGCGGCAAUAGCAUUAGCAACAUCAACAAGCCUAUUGCCAACCGCCAGUUAGACUUCAGCGGUAACAACACGGUACAUGCGAACACCAACACCAAAAGCAAGGAUGUCGUGGUACCGGCAAACGGCAACAACUGGCAGCGAAAGGACGCGAUCGCUACCGGCAGCGUACAUUCCGUUGCCGACGCUGAGCGGAAACCAGCGGUGGAGAUGCUGGCGGCAGGUACAGCAGCGGGUGGAGCAGCCACGUCGGCCAUCGGCAGCGUUAAUGCGCCCAUUCGAACAGCCCCAGCAGCGGCAUCCAGUAUCGUAACCAACAUUGCAGCUACUGGAACCACUUACAACGACAGUUACGAACAGUAUAUCAGCGUUAGUACUGGCGGUACCACUACUGUCACCGCUUCCACCGGUACCACCCUCAAAACUUCCACCGCUGCCAUCAUCCCCCUGGUACCAUCCUCCAUCUCCUCCUCCCUUACCCCCGCCCCGGUCAUCAUACCGAAACAGCCACCACCCACCAACAACAGUAGCGCGAGCGUUACCGAUUCCACCCACAGCAACACCUCCAAUGCCACUAACAGUACUGCCACCAUCCUAAUGCUGCCGCUGGCCGGCUACGUUAUGUCACCGAGCGAACCGUUGCUAGCGAAAACCCUUUGCACCAAGCCCGACCAGCGGGACGCAAAACCACACGAGGCGGCCGGUACGUUCAAGAAGCUGAAGGCGAAGAACGCUAAAUCGGCCGCGCUCGCGUCAAGCUGUCCACUGUCGGCGGCGGGCGAUUUUCAUCGCUUCGUCAACUACCUGCAGUACGAUUCGUUUAUGCUAAACGGCUCGAAGAAGCAACCAUCCUGCCAUAACAACUAUUUUAACAAGUUCGGCAACUUUGACACACCCAUCAACUCCUACCUAUCCCUGGUGCGUAACGAUCUUACGAGCGCGUCCAGCACCACCACCACCAAGCUGAACUCGAAAAAAGCGAUCGCAAAGGAUGGGCUGGUGGGUCGUCACAUACCGAUCGGUGGUGUUGCCGGUGGCGGUGGUGGCACCACCACCAACACUAGCAGCACCGGCGUUGUUGGCAUCCCUGCCGCCACCAGCGCUAUUGCGAACGGUAGCAAUCCCGCUGCCGCCAUUGUGAUCGUAACCUCGCCCACCUCCGUUAUCACGACCCACGCGCCUGGUGACAAGGGUUACAUACGCGAUUGUCCCAGCUCCAACACGGUUAGCUAUCCCUUCCCGAACACUGCCGCCAUCCCGCCCAACCUGACUCCCUACGCACAAAACGGUCAUCGGCAAGUGGUUGAAAAAAUUCAACAAAGCUUAAACUUAUUUAAAAAUACCAAUGAAAAGGCUCUAGCAUGGAAGAAGCGUUUCGAAAAGCUGAAAGUGUCAUCCGGUACCACGCUGCGCAACAGCGGGAAUGUCGCAUCCGGCCAUCACCCCAAACCGCAACCGGAGAAAGGACCGGUGAUGCUGUUGCACGAACUCUUUACCGAUGCGCAUUUCGAGUGUGUUUCGUCCGACGGUCUUCAGCAUUCGAAAUUCACCGUCGUCGUUACGGUAAACGAUAAUCAGCGUUUCGAAGGUACCGGACCGUCGAAGAAGAUGGCAAAGAAUGCUGCGGCCAAGGCGGCACUCGCCUCGAUCUGUAACAUCUCAUUCAGCCCGCUGCAGCAGUCCAAGUUUGGUUUGAUAUCGGCCGGCACCAGCAACGGUUCGAUCGGUGGACCGAGCGGUGUCGCACUGAACGGUGAUAACAGCUUCACGCAGAACAAAAAUUUUGAACUGCCACAAACGUUCGCGGAUGCGGUGGGCAAAUUGGUGAUCGAAAAGUUCAACGAGGUGAUGAAGGGUAGCGACGUGUACAGCCGACGCAAGGUGCUGGCCGGGUUCGUCAUGACCCACGGGUACGACGUGAAAACGGCACGGGUAAUUUCGCUGGCAACCGGCACCAAGUGCGUUAGCGGCGAACACAUGAGCGUUACCGGUUCGGUUAUCAACGAUUCGCAUGCCGAAAUUAUCGCGAGGCGCGGUUUGAUGGAUUUUUUCUACAGCCAGCUCGAUUUGCUUUGCCAGCAAGCGGUUGGUGCGGUGGUGGAGCUGGAACCAUCGAUUCCGGAUACGGUGGCCGGCCAUGAAACGGAACCGGCUGCCGGCACGGAUCGGCAGACUCGUCAAGAAAUCAUUUUUAACAAACCCGGCGACGGUUCGAACCUGUAUACGCUGAAGGAGGGCAUUUAUUUCCAUCUGUACAUCAACACAGCACCGUGCGGUGAUGCACGUGUUUUUAGUCCACAUGAAAACGAUAGCAUGGAUGUAGAUAAGCAUCCAAAUCGGAAAGCGCGCGGACAACUCCGCACCAAGGUUGAGUCGGGUGAAGGUACCAUACCGGUGAAGAGCAGUGACGGCAUACAAACAUGGGACGGUGUGCUGCAGGGACAGCGCCUGCUGACCAUGUCGUGUUCGGACAAAAUUUCUCGAUGGAAUGUGCUCGGUUUGCAAGGUUCGUUGCUUGCGUCCAUCAUUGAGCCAAUCUAUCUGCAUUCGAUCGUACUGGGCAGUCUGCUGCAUCCGGCGCACAUGUACCGAGCUAUUUGUGGAAGGAUUGAGAGUGCCAUACAAGGGCUUCCGCCGCCGUAUCGUUUGAACAAGCCGAAGCUUGCGCUGAUGACGUCCGCCGAAUCGCGCAAUCAAACCAAACCACCCAACUUUAGUAUUAACUGGAUCACGAACGGUACCGAGGUGGAGAUUGUGAACUCGUUCACCGGCAAGCUGAUCAACAACAAUACGAACACGAACAAAAUGUCCCGACUGUCGAAGCAAUCGUUCUAUCAGCGGUACUCGACCGUGAUCGCAAGACUGCCCGGUAUACCGUGCCGCGAGGUGAAACCGACCUACUUCGAGACGAAAACGUCCGUCGCGGAGUAUCAGCAGGCAAAGCGCGAACUGUUUGCCGCGUUCAGCAAGGAGGAUCUGGGUGAAUGGCUGAAGAAGCCGAUCGAGCAGGAUCAGUUCACGCUGAUCGUGGCGAAGGACGCGGAACAGCUGCCGUACGCUAACCAACCCCAAACAGUGCCAAUGCCGAACGAUGCGAAUACUACCGGCACCACCGUAGGUAACGUUUCUUCCAUCGGUAACAGCACCAAAUGA
Molecule: messenger RNA, 3831 nt
Organism: Anopheles marshallii
Lineage: Eukaryota; Metazoa; Arthropoda; Insecta; Diptera; Culicidae
Gene: Adar
Exons: 9
Coding region: 1-3831 (1276 amino acids)
Biological process (GO): adenosine to inosine editing; RNA processing
Cellular component (GO): cytoplasm; nucleolus
Molecular function (GO): double-stranded RNA binding; tRNA-specific adenosine deaminase activity; double-stranded RNA adenosine deaminase activity
Source: RefSeq, a predicted model, not a curated record